AUGGUAUCUUACAGUACAAGCAACAAUGAUUACAAUGACAUUGCUUAUAUUUGUGUUGAGUGUAAAAAAGCUCUUGAGGAUGAUACUCUGUCACACUGUAAUGAUUGUGAUCGAAUUAUGAGAAACAGAAUAGACUGCUUCUGUGAUUUAAGAAAAGAUGAGCCAGUUAAAACUCUGACAAUAACAGAAAUAAUGGCACAGAGUUAUGUGGGUAGAUUGGAACAACAAAAUAAAGACUUGAAACAGCAACUAACUAAUGCUAAGGAAGAAAUUAAUUCUCACUUGAAAGCCUUAGAA
Messenger RNA from Ambispora gerdemannii, 297 nucleotides. The record is from the annotation of a GenBank genome assembly. Lineage: Eukaryota; Fungi; Glomeromycota; Glomeromycetes; Archaeosporales; Ambisporaceae.